Messenger RNA from Stegodyphus dumicola, 6027 nucleotides. It is a transcript of the gene sws, whose product is annotated as patatin like phospholipase domain containing sws. Gene Ontology annotation, biological process: phosphatidylcholine metabolic process. NCBI's taxonomy places the organism in Eukaryota, Metazoa, Arthropoda, Arachnida, Araneae, Eresidae. Gene Ontology annotation, cellular component: endoplasmic reticulum. Gene Ontology annotation, molecular function: phosphatidylcholine lysophospholipase A1 activity. The record is from RefSeq and is a predicted model, not a curated record.
AAGGCAUUGGAACAUUUUGCUGUGAAGACACAGAAAGAGCUAGUUCUCCACAGAGAUGAAAGAAUCAAACCUCGUAAUACAGUAGAGUGGUUGAACAUGCGAUCUUGGUGUUCAUCUCAUUACCACAUCCGUUGUCCUAAAAGAAUGUUUACGAAAAAAUCUCCUGCCCGUUUGACAGAUAUGUACAAUAAAUUAUUUGUAAAUCCUCCCAACAUUCACUCAGAUUUUGCUCGAUUAGCCCGUUUUCUCACUGGAACUUCAUAUGGACUUGUGCUAGGAGGUGGAGGAGCAAGGGGAGCAGCUCAUGUUGGAAUGAUUAAGGCUCUUAGAGAAGCUGGUAUUCCUAUUGACAUGGUUGGAGGAGUCAGUAUAGGGGCAUUUAUGGGAGCUUUGUGGUGCCAAGAAAAUGAUGUUACUACUGUAACACAAAAAGCAAGGGAAUGGUCUCAGAAAAUGAACUCUUACUGGCGUCAGAUUCUGGAUCUGACAUAUCCUGCUACAGCUAUGUUUACAGGUGCUGCUUUUAACCGUGCAAUUAUUGAAGUUUUCGGUGAAAGGCAAAUUGAAGAUCUCUGGCUGCCUUACUUUACAGUGACUACAGAUAUUACUGACAGUACUAUGAGAGUUCACACUCAUGGAUCACUGUGGCGCUACAUUAGAUCGAGUAUGUCCCUGUCUGGUUAUAUGCCACCCAUGUGCGACCCACUGGAUGGGCACUUACUCCUUGAUGGAGGUUACGUCAAUAAUCUUCCAGCUGACAUUAUGCGAGAAAUGGGUGCUGAGACUAUAAUUGCAAUUGAUGUUGGAAGCCAGGAUGAUAUUGAUAUGACAAAUUAUGGUGAUACAUUGAGUGGUUGGUGGUUGUUAUGGAAAAAAUGGAAUCCUUGGUCAUCACCUGUAAAGGUUCCAAGUCUUCAAGAGAUUCAAUCUCGAUUAGCAUACGUCAGCUGUGUAAAGCAAUUGGACCAAAUCAAACGGAGUGAUUAUUGCACAUAUAUAAGACCACCUAUUGAUAAAUACAAGACGUUACAGUUUGGAAGUUUUGAUGAAAUUAUGGAAGUUGGAUAUAACCAUGGCAAAACAUUAUUCCCUACUAUGAAAAUGGGACACAGAUCAUUGCACAAUUUGCUUCAUAAUGAAAUAAAUAAACCCUAUCAGCAGAAAGGAACCCUUAGAAAUGCUUCAUUCACUGAUUUAGCAGAAAUGGUGUGCCAAAUUAAGAGGCCGCACAAGUAUAAAGUAUACGAAGUAUCAGAUGAAGAAGAGGAUUUAUAUGAUCGAGAUGUUGGUGGAUAUACAUCAGAACCUGAUCCUAGUCUUUUGGGAGAUACAGAUAAGUGCUGAAAAUUUUCUGUAAAGCUUUUGUUCUUAUUUUGAGAAGAUCUGUAAUUGGAGCGCAUGUCUAAAAUCAGUAUUAAAGGAAAUAAAGAUUUGCUCUUUUUUUUUUUAAUUUUUAUUAAGUAUAGUCAUGUAGUGUUAAUUUUUACUUCCUUGUAUAAAGUAAAAAAAGUAUUGUAAUCACGAAAAUUUUCAACUAUCAAGUUUCCAUGGAAAUAUUCAUUCUGACCAUUCCUGAAUACAUUAACACUACUUUUUUAGUGAUGUCUAUACAUAUGGGCAUAUUCACACUUGUCAUCAAAGGACUCUUUAUUUCAAAAUGCAUUUAAAAUGGGUUUUUUUAUGACAUCUGUAGAUACAUACAUAUGUAUACUGGUCAUCAAAAUUAGGGGAUUAUGACAUAAAUAAAACAUAACUGAUACUUAAAAUUAUUCAUAGAAAUUUGUACAAAAUUAUUAGAGUAUUAGUUAAUGUAAAUUACAAUAUUUGAUAGUUGAUUAUUUCCAAAAUAUUAGAAUUAAAGAUUAAAAUUUGAAAAUGAUGAAAAAAUUUAGUCACCUCUUGUGGGGAAAAAAAUUCUUUAAUAUGGUGUAUGGUCACCUUGGACAGAUAUGCAUACCUCACAUCUUGAUUUCCUAGGCUUUACCAAAAUGCUAAUCAAAUCUUGUUGAAUUGCACCCAAUUUUCUAAAAGUGCACUUUUCAACUCCUGGAGGAUCUGAGAGGAAUUUGACAGGCUGAAAUUUGGCCCCUUAAGACAUUCCUUACAUGCUAAAACGGGUUCAAGUCGGAUGAGUAAGGUGACCAGUUCAUUCAAAUGAUAUCUUCUGUUUGCAAGUAUUCUAUGUUCGAUGAUGAUGAGCAUUGUCAUUCAUAAGCAAAAUCUCUGGGCCAACAGCACCCCUAAACAGCCUAACUAGGGUUCCAAUACCUUGUUCCACAUAUCUUUGAGCUGUGAUAGAAUCUCCUUGAAAAAAUGCAGUUUGGUGCUUGACAGCCAUUUGUCAGAAUUCCUUUCCAAACCAUUAAAUUGCAGUCAUGGAAACAGGAUGUUUCAUUGACAAAGAAAGGCAAGUUUUGUGUUCUUCCUCUCUUCAGAUCAAAAUACAUCUAGAAUUACUAUUCAGACUGUAUCUAGGCUUGUUUAUAAGCAAAACUCGGGCCCAUUCGUUUUGGCUGCAUUGAACCUGACAACGGCAGCAGUUUAAACGGGCCCCUCUGAGUGAGUGAGACACAAACCAUUGGUUUCCUCACAUAGAGGCCAACAUUCUCACAUCGAGCUCCUGUGGCAGCCUGAAGGUCUAAACCAAAUAUCUUGUAGUUGCUUCAUGGUUUCUUCGAGCCAACAAUGACAGAAACUGCCUUCUGAUGUAGUUAUUGCUCUUGAUCACCCUUGAGCAGGCUGCCUAUCAACUGGUCCAUUGCUUAAAAAGUGGCUAAAAUCUCUUGCUAUGACACUGAGGGGUAUUCUGAUUUUGGGCUACCUGCAUUUAUGUUUGAUGCCCCUCAAUUCUGCCAAUUAAUCACCACUUUUGACCUUCACUUAACUGAUGCCUUUUUGAGCCAUAACGACUGAAUACUAAUCACUCUCAGAAAUCACAUUCACUAUAAACAACACAACAGACCAGAAUUCCAGCCUGCAUCCAUUGUGCACAUCACUGUCAGUCACCAAAUUUGCAUAUUCCCAGUGCUAAUGUAUGCGUAGAAAUGCAAUUUUGUGUUCAAUUGUAUUUAACUAACAUAAAUAAUUACAGCAUUGAGCAUUGAUUGCAACAUUAAGAUAGUGAGUAUGUUUUUUUCUCAUUAUACAUUAAUGAGGUAAUUAUUUAAUGAGUUAAUAAUUAAUUUAAAGAAUUAAUGAGUUAAUAAUUAAAGGAUAAUGAGUUUUCUCAUUAUCCUUUAAAUCUAUUAUCCAGUAUAUCUUGCAUAACCUGAAAAUGAUUUGCCAUACAACGUUAAAAUUUUGUAUAUGGGACUGUUGUAACAUUUAAUUGUGCAUCUCCCUUUUUUAUUGCCAUUGGCAGUCCCAAACGUAUAUAUAUAUAUAUAUAUAUAUAUAUAUAUAUAUACAGUGCUUGACAUUAAAAAUGCAACACCAAGAAGGAGUGGUCAGAAAGUGAGGGAAUUCAGAAAAAAGACAGAGACAGCAAGCAGCAAUAAGUGAUCUUUAUUUCAAAAUGAUAGUCGAAAUACAGAGCGAGAAUGGCGUCACCUGAGAAGGAUGUAGGACCACCGUGGACAGCUAUGCAUGAAGAAGCACAUCUAGGCAUAGAGUCGAUAAGAGUGGGGAUGGUGUCCUGAGGGACAGCUCUCUAUUCCCUUUCAACCAUUUGCCACAGUUCGUCUUCUGAACGAGGCAGGGGCAGUGUCUGCAAAUGGCGUCUAAUCACAUCCCACACAUGUUCGAUUGGUGACAGGUCAGGAGAGACCAGUAGCCAGGGAAGUAUCUGUAUACCUUGCAGAGCAUGUUGGCAGAUGCGAGCACUGUGUGGUCGGGUGUUAUCCUGCUGAAAAAUUGCAUUAGGCAGCCACUGAAGGUAGGGGAUUCCCACCGGCUGCAGUACAUUAUCCAAGUAUCGUUGCGCCGUCAUAGUGCCUUGAAUACGAACUAGAGGUGACCUGGCAAUAGCGCCGCAAACCAUUAUGCCACAUUGUCACGCGGUGGGGCGUUCCACAGCUACUGCUGGGUUAGAUCUGUCUCCACAUUGAAGCCACACACAUAUGCGUUGACUGUCCCUGGAUAAACAGAAGCGUGACUCAUCUGAGAACACGAUGUUUUGCCAUUCUGUCAUCCACAUCGCUUCAGUCUGGCACCAUUCUAAACAUUGGCGUCUAUGCUGUAGGGUCAAUGGCAAUCUUCUUAACGGAUGCCGUGAGUGCAGGCCACGUUCAACCAAUCGACGGGAAAUUGUUCUGGUUAACAUGGGAACAUCCAGGGUAUCUUGCACAUGCUGCAGAAUCAUGGUACAAGUGACAUGCGGGACCGCCACAGCUUGUCGGCGAAUGCGUCAAUUUACGCGUGCUGGCGUCACUUUGGCUGCACCUGCACCCCUCCUUCUUCCCACAUUUUCUUGUUUCAACCAUGUUCGCCAUAGCCGAUGCAUCGUGCUCACAUCCAUGUGGGUAUCAGCUAUGAUUUGACAUAAUCGCCCUUCUCAGUCCGAUCACCAUACCCCUCGUAAAAUCAUCUAUCUGCUGGAAGUGCCUUCAUUGACUGCAGCCUGGCAUUCUUCCUAUUACAUGUAUUCUCCAGGGCAGAAACCAACUUUCUUCAAUAAUUCGUCUGGCAGAAAUAACAACACAAACAUUGCCCAUUGUGCAUGUUCCUUCCUUUAUAUCUUACUUCACGUGCAUCGGAGAGCUGCGCAUUUCACAUCAUUCCCAUAACUCAGUGACGUGCAUGUACUCUAAAAUUUGCAUAAAUUUCGGACCAUUCCUUCUUGGUGUUGCAUUUUCAAUGUCGAGCAGCGUAUGUAUGUGUGUGUGUAUAGCCAUCUCCUUACUUGGCUAUUAUUUUUGUAGACUUUAACUGACUAAAAUACUCAUGUUUGGGCUAAUUGAAAUUUUAAUCUUAACAAAUAAUGAAAUAUAACUUUUAAUGUGGUCUCCUAGUUCCUAUACUCAUUAUUGAAAAAUAAAAAUUCAAGAAGUUUUACUUCCUUAUGACAGAAAUUGCCUGAGCACUUUUUGAUGUCAUUCUCAACUUGCCUUGUGAAAUCAGUUAUCUAAUUUAGAAUUUGAAGAAAUAAGUUUAAAUGAAGUUCAUCAUUUAUUACACAUUUUCAAAGUGUAUAAUUUAAUAGGCUUUUUAAGGAAGUCUUGGUGCUAACAUCAGACUAUUUUCAUACGUCAAAUAAAACAAGCUGUGACUUACAUUAUGUGCAUGAGUGAAAGGUAGAAAACAAGUAACUGAUUUCUUAUUUUAAGUGUUUUCAAUGAGUAAAUAAAUUAUGAGUUGAAAGAUUGCAAAAGGAUAAUGAUCAAACACUACCUGUUUUGCUUGCAGUUAAUGUUGAAAUUUAAAAAAUUUCCUUUUUAUGAUAGAUUGUAAUAAAAGUGAGUAUAAUAUUACGUUACUAUUUAUUCUGUUAUCGAGUUGCGUGUCAAAUUCAGAAUCUUUUUAUACAUCUCUAUGUAUUUUUGAAUAAAUUGAUACAAUAUUGUAGCUGAUUAUUUUCGUCAUAUAUAGUUAUAUUGAUUUAAUAUGAUUCCGUUAAUCUAUGUAUGAAGGAGAUAAUUUCUAAUUAAUAUUUGAUAAUGGAUUAAUUUUUCACAUGCUGUUGUAAUUUUAAUAUAUAACAACAUCAUUUUUUUUUUUUUUUUUUUUUUUUAACUUUAAAGGAAGAUGAUGCUGAAGAAGAUUUUACUUCCUCGCAACAUGAUAAUGUAGGGUCAUUAUCUGAUGUUGAAUAUUCAACAGAGAGGGAUUUAUGAUUUGAACUCUAUUAUAGAUAAUUUAUUAAUUUAUGCUUGUUUCAUAUAUUGUAAAUAUUUGAAUUUUUAGAUAUGUUUUUGAGAUAUAUAUAUAUGUAUUUAUCUGUGUAAGUAUUCUGAUUGUACAGUUAAAAAAGGUAUUAUGUAUUAAUUCAAAUGCAGCCCAAAAAUAAAUCUCUUGUAUAUGAUAUCAGAAAGAAUAUAUAUUUAUUUCCAUUUAUUUUUUUGUCAAUAAAGCUUUGUAAAAAAAAUUGAA